AAAAUACUAAAAAAAAGUGUUGAAAAUCACAAUCUUAUAAUAAAUUAUUAUGAGAGAUUUUCAAUUCCACUUUGGCAAUACUUCGUGGUUGUAUGUUAGAUACAAGUAGUAGGAUUGAAAUAACAAUACUCCCUUUGUUCCAUUGAAAUUGACCCAUUUGAUCACUUGUUGUUCUCGUAUAACUUUUUGAUUUUAAAUGGAGCACUUUUAGUGGGACGGAUGAAAUAGUUGAUUUCAAUGUACUCUGUAUACGCAAAAGUAUUUUUUUCUUUCUUAAAUGCAUAGACAAAUGGAAAAGAAUAAGAAGGUAUUUUUAUUUUCCUAAAUGCAUAAACAAAUGGACAAAAACAGAAUCAUAAAUGAUUGAUUCAAAAAGAAGUGUCUCAAGAUUUCUUAUCUUAUUCAUUCAGUGUCAAACUAGAAGCAGUGAAGCACUUAAUAGUCUACCGCUCUAGCCUAGUUGUGUUUGAUUUUGACCAAAUCUAGAUUACAAGUCAUUCGGUUCGAAUCAGGUCGGGUUAAUAUUAAGAUAAAUUACAGGACCACCCGAUGACCCGAAUGACUUAUGAAUUAGUUGAUCAUACAAAAAUUAAACUAAUUAAACACAUAAAAAAAUACCGUUAAUUAGUAAUGAAGUGGUGGUUAUCUCAACUCCAUCCACCAAGCAAAUACAGCUUUUAAGUCUCUCUCUUCUAAACUCACUUUUUACGCUUCUAGAUUAUCCAGGAUGCAGCCACGUCACACUCGCCGCCGAUCAUUAGAGCUGUUGUGGCCUAGAGUUGUUCUGCGCAAAUGGCUUAAUAUCUCUUCCAAGGAUUCCGAUUACAGCGCCGAUACGGAUAUAGAAGAUAUUGAUGAUGAAGACGACGAUGAUUUGUUUGGUUCUCUUGCUUCUGUUGAUGAAGAAGACAACCUACCACGAUUGAGAAGGCGAAACUCUGAAACUUUCAGGGCUCAAUAUAUACAUACGAAGGAUAUCAGAGUAUGUGUUGGGACUUGGAAUGUUGGUGGAAAAUUUCCGCCUGAUGAUCUUGAUAUUGAGGAUUGGAUAAACAUCAAUGAACCAUCUGAUAUUUACGUGCUAGGUCUCCAGGAAAUUGUACCACUGAAUGCUGGUAACAUUUUUGGGGCUGAAGAUAACCGACCAGCCUUGCAAUGGGAAAGUAUUAUUCGAGAGACACUUAGUAGAGUUACAGUUAAGAAGGGCUUUAAAAGCUACAGUGAUCCCCCUUCUCCAUCAAAGUUCAAGCCGUCAGAUGAUGUUCCUGAUAUAGAGGAUGAGAUAUCACUUGGUUCUGAUAGCGAAGGGGAGGAGGAAGUGUAUCCUGUGGAUAAGGAGCUCAAUGGAUUUUAUGAAGUUAGAGACAAACUGGUCAGUGGUGAUGGAAUGUAUAAAGACCCUGGAGUUUCAAGAGGUGACGAGAUACCUUAUUCAGAUGUUUGUGUAGAGAAGGAUUUGAAAAGGCAAACAGUACCUUCCAAGAGAUUUGAGAGAUUACAAAGCUUUCAGUCAGGUCCUCUGAAUGCAGGUGAUGUAUUCGCCAUCAAUCCAAUGACAUCGAAAUUAACUAAGACAUUAAGUGGAACGGAAAGGAUUGGUUUGAGCUGGCCUGAGCCUCCCCUAGAUUUGUUAGCUCAACGUGUUUUGGAGAGACCGCUUAGUUUUAAGUCAGGAAAAUCUUGUAAGAUGUCUAAAUCAUUUAGGGCAUACAAUUCUUUUAAGAUAAACGGUGACUACAAGAAUUUGCCAGAUGUUACCACGGUUGCAGAACUUGAUCUUGAAACACUUAUACGACGGAAAAGAAGACCAGAAUAUGUGAGGAUAGCAAGUAAGCAAAUGGUUGGAAUUUUCCUCACUAUAUGGGUUCGUAAAGACUUGCGCAAACAUAUACAGAACUUAAAGGUGUCUACCGUUGGUGUUGGUGUUAUGGGCUAUAUUGGUAACAAGGGAGCAGUUUCUAUCAGCAUGUCUAUAUAUCAGACUCUUUUCUGCUUCAUAUGUACUCACCUGACAUCUGGGGAAAAGGAAGCUGACCAACUAAAACGGAAUGCUGAUGUGAAUGAAAUACACCGAAGAACAUACUUUCGCACAGGUUCAGGUCUUGGAGUUCCUAAAAGCAUUUAUGAUCACGAAAGAAUAAUUUGGCUUGGUGAUUUGAACUAUCGCAUCAGUAUGUCAUAUGACGAGACACGGAAGCUAAUAUCCGAAAAAGAAUGGUCCAAGUUGGUUGAAUGUGAUCAGCUUGUGAAAGAGUUCAGAAAAGGUCAUGUAUUUGAUGGAUGGUCUGAAGGCAUAUUAAAAUUUCCACCGACUUACAAAUAUGAGAUGAAUUCUGAUAAUUAUUAUGGAGAAGACCUGAAAGUGGGGAGGCGUAAUCCAGCAUGGUGUGAUCGCGUUCUCUCAUUCGGAAAAGGAAUAAAGCAGCUCGACUAUAGAAGAUCUGAACUUAUUUUGUCUGACCAUCGACCUGUCACUGCAACAUAUGAUAUUGAGGUGGAGGUGUUCUCUCCUAGAAAGUUACAGCGCGCCCUUACAUUUACUAAUGCAGAAGUGGAAAAUGAAGAUAUUGUGUUUGACCAGAGAAUGAAUGCGGCAUUGAGCCACUUGAGACCGAAAGAGGACAUACCUGGCUUGGUCCACUGACUUGGUGACCGCACUUGAACUGGAUCCAGUGACUCGGCCUGUCUCGUGUGUACCAUUCGAGUGUUCAGCAUCCCUCAAUGGUAUAGUAAAUUGCAGGUCAUUUCCUCCAUCGAUCUGUGAUACUUGUACAGGUUUUGACAAAUAGGCAAAAGCAUGAAUUUGUGAGCAUCAUCAUUCAUUUAAACAUUGAUAUAAUUGUACAUUGAUGAAACAACCAUAUUAUGUAUAAAUUUUUGUCUAAUUUUAGAACUCCAUAUAUUGUAAUCAUAGUUCGCACUAUCACUAUGCGGCUCUAGUUUUGUAUGUUCCUUAACAGCUCAGAGUUCAGAUGACAUUUGCUCUUGCAGUUGGAUGAAUUAAGUAACGUGUAUGCCUAUGAUGGUCUAUGAAUAAGCAAUAAAUAGUAUCUUCAGCUAUUCAUUUUCCAAAGGGGAAUCAUUUAUCACUUUUGUUGUCAAACUGUAUUAGCUCAAAUUACCAGCUUUUCAUUAAUAUGCUAUAAUAAUUAGGGCAAUGAUAUGUGCA
Molecule: messenger RNA, 3169 nt
Organism: Chenopodium quinoa (quinoa)
Lineage: Eukaryota; Viridiplantae; Streptophyta; Magnoliopsida; Caryophyllales; Amaranthaceae
Product: type IV inositol polyphosphate 5-phosphatase 3-like
Exons: 10
Coding region: 728-2644 (638 amino acids)
Biological process (GO): phosphatidylinositol dephosphorylation
Molecular function (GO): phosphatidylinositol-4,5-bisphosphate 5-phosphatase activity; phosphatidylinositol-3,4,5-trisphosphate 5-phosphatase activity; inositol-polyphosphate 5-phosphatase activity
Source: RefSeq, a predicted model, not a curated record